Molecule: messenger RNA, 2133 nt
Organism: Pseudomyrmex gracilis
Lineage: Eukaryota; Metazoa; Arthropoda; Insecta; Hymenoptera; Formicidae
Gene: CSN5
Product: COP9 signalosome complex subunit 5
Exons: 7
Coding region: 1000-2046 (348 amino acids)
Biological process (GO): protein deneddylation
Cellular component (GO): COP9 signalosome; cytoplasm
Molecular function (GO): metallopeptidase activity; deNEDDylase activity; protein binding
Source: RefSeq, a predicted model, not a curated record
AACCGCUUCUCCUACGUCGUCGCAAUAGGGUACGCAGGCAUCACGGAGGAGCCGCACAGCGUUGCCAACUGCGCAUGGGCAGCACCGUUGUUCCGCAGCGUCGAAACUUCGGUUUAUUGCUACGCCGGUCGCUGAAAUAAGUUCCCGAAAUUCGUAAGGGAACGAUGCCGCAUCGCCAGACUCGCGUCAUACCGAGCCGUCCGGGGCUCUCGAGGCCCUACGCCAUCAAAUCUACGAUCAACAAUUUUACAAUUCCAGAGAGCUUCAAAUAUAUUCAACGUAUAUAUAUCCGCACAUAAAUGUGUUGCUCUAUCUCGAAAAAGAUAUCGCAGCUGAUGGUAUAUAUCCGCAUGCAGGCAAUUUCCCCGGGUAAGAUCCGGUGUUUUCUGCGGCAAGAGUAAAAGAAGAAAGAGAGAGAGAAAGAGAGAGAGAGAGAUCGAUGGAUGGAUGCGACGGAAGUCUGGCUUGUGAAGUCGAAAGUCGCCUUUCGUUAAUCUUACCGCAGAGAUUGCAUAACGUCUCGGACAGAGAGAGAGGAACAAUAUCCACGUGUGGAUAUGCUCGGCUUAAUGCCCCUGUGUCCAUUGUCCUUCGUUGGCUUUGCUAUUAAGUAGCGAACAUAAACGCAGGAUGACAUCACGUCCUCUUUUAAAAGACGCGAACUAUCACGUUCGAGCACGCGCGCUCGUGUGCGAGCGAAAAGUGACAUUCGCGUUAUUACGUGUCGCGAUAAUUAGCCGAUUGAUUCGUAUCAAAACCGAAACGAUUUAAAUUUUACUUCUAUAAGCGCGCAAUGUGUACAACAACUGGAAACGAUUUCUCCCUCGCCCACGUUCCUCGCCAUUUGCCGUUGAAAAACAUCGUUACGAUACAGGAAGUGCUCGUAUAACGCGAGAGAGAACGUGACAUCAUCUCUCGCGCACUUAGUGCUGAUGAAUUUGUUGACUUUCCAAUCGGAAUUCAGAAGUGUUUGGAUUUCUUAGAGGUUUUAGGAAUAAAAUGGCUUCUACAUCGUUGGAACAAAGAUCUAUUGCGCAGAAAACAUGGGAGAUGGCAAACAACAUUGAGGCUAUCAGUGCCGCGGAUGAAAUUUACAGAUAUGAUAGGAAGGAACAACAGGACAUACUGACUGCCAAACCAUGGGAAAAAGAUCCCCAUUUCUUCAAGGAUAUAAAAAUAUCUGCGUUGGCUCUGUUAAAAAUGGUUAUGCACGCACGAUCCGGGGGAACCUUGGAAGUUAUGGGUCUGUUACUCGGCAAGGUGGCAGCAAACACAAUGAUUGUCAUGGAUUCCUUCGCGUUGCCGGUUGAAGGAACAGAAACUAGAGUAAAUGCGCAAGCUCAAGCUUAUGAAUAUAUGACAGCUUAUAUAGAAGCGGCGAAACAAGUUGGUAGAUUAGAAAAUGCAAUUGGUUGGUAUCACAGUCAUCCCGGAUACGGUUGUUGGUUGUCUGGCAUCGAUGUAUCGACUCAGAUGCUUAAUCAGAAUUUCCAAGAACCUUUUGUCGCUAUUGUUAUUGAUCCUGUGAGAACCAUUUCUGCCGGCAAAGUGUGUCUAGGUGCCUUCAGAACUUAUCCAAAGGGAUAUAAACCGGCAAAUGAAGAACCUUCGGAGUAUCAAACAAUACCGUUAAACAAGAUCGAGGAUUUCGGCGUUCAUUGUAAGCAAUAUUAUUCGUUAGAAGUAUCCUAUUUCAAGUCCUCGCUUGACAGACGGCUGCUCGAUUCGUUGUGGAACAAGUACUGGGUGAACACUCUGAGUUCCUCCAGCUUGUUGACGAACGCAGAUUACACCACCGGUCAGAUAUUCGAUCUGUCAGAUAAACUAGAGCAAUCGGAAUCGGCGCUGGGAAGAGGAUUCGUUUUAGGUGGCACAGAUCCUCACGAUCGUAGCACAGUGGAAAAACUGAUAAAAGCUACGAGAGACAGCUGUAAAACCACUAUCGAAGUGAUUCACGGUUUAAUGGCGCAAAUCAUUAAGGACCGAUUGUUUAAUCAAGUUGGCGGCAACGCGAUUACCUGUAAUCCGCAACAACAAAAGCAAUAAAAUUUAUAUGCGGUAAUCACUUUGCAAUGUGAAUAUUUACUGAAUUUGUAAUAAAGAUCUGUGUUUUUUCUCCGCUUGUGUUGAAAA